AUGCGAGCAGCUGGGGCAGCGGCUAUAUUAGCUAUUCGCCAAUCCAUUACACAUCGGACAGCACCUCAAGUCCGGGCAACGGUCUCUACAAGGGUCUGCAUAUGCACCUGCAUCCUAUCUAUCUAUGCCCAAUCAACCAUGCCCACGAAAGCGGUGGACAAGACAGGUCAUCGAACGAGGCUGUAUAGCAUCAGCAAGCAAGCAUCCCUAAUGCUGGUAGGCAUAGAUGCAGUACCCAGUAGAUACAUGUAUAUAGUCCUAUAUCCUCAUCUAUCGACAACUGCCUAUGAUGGUUCUACCGCCAAUAUCACCAUCGUAUUCUAA
Molecule: messenger RNA, 324 nt
Organism: Trichoderma gamsii
Lineage: Eukaryota; Fungi; Ascomycota; Sordariomycetes; Hypocreales; Hypocreaceae
Exons: 3
Coding region: 1-324 (107 amino acids)
Source: RefSeq, a predicted model, not a curated record